CAUGCUGGUCCGUUUUGGGGUGAUCGUGCCGGCCCGGCUGGCCGAAGGCGGCUCGGCACUCUGCGUGUCGGGCUCCCGGCCGGAGCUGGGUCAGUGGGAGCCCAAGCAGGCGCUGGCCAUGAAACCAGCACGGCCCUUGGCUCCCUUGCCCGCUCAAGAGCCGGUCCUGUGGCUCGCGGAGGUGGCGCUGCCCGAAGCAGAGGCCCCGUGCACCUUCUGGUACAAGUUCCUCAGGCGCCACGAGACCGGAGGCACCGUCUGGGAAGGUAAUGGGCCCCACCAUGAUCGAUGUAGUGUUUAUAACCCGACCAACUUCGUUGAUGGAGUUUAUUGCCUCCCAAUAGGACAUUGGAUUGAAGUUUCUGGGCAUACUGAUGAGAUGAAACAUACAACUGACUUCUAUUUUAAUAUUGCUGGACAUCAAGCAAUUCACUACUCCAGGAUUUUGCCAAAUCUAUGGUUAGGAAGCUGCCCUCGUCAGGUGGAGCAUGUGACUGUGAAGUUAAAGCAUGAGUUGGGGAUUACAGCAGUAAUGAACUUCCAGACUGAAUGGGAUGUUGUUCAGAAUUCCUGGGGAUGCAACCGCUAUCCAGAACCUAUGAGCCCAGAAGUUCUCAUGAAGCUGUAUAAAGAGGAAGGCCUUGCCUAUGUUUGGAUGCCAACACCAGACAUGAGUACCGAAGGUAGAGUACAGAUGUUGCCUCAGGCAGUCUGUCUCCUGCACGGCUUGCUGGAGAACGGGCACACCGUCUACGUUCAUUGCAAUGCCGGCGUUGGCAGGUCUACAGCUGCGGUCUGUGGCUGGUUAAAAUAUGUGCUGGGAUGGAACUUGAGGAAAGUGCAGUAUUUUGUGGCCUCCAGGAGAGCAGCUGUCUACAUUGAUGAGGAAGCUCUGGUGCGUGCUGAGGAGGACUUCCUUCAGAAAUUUGGACCUCUUCGUUCCUCUUACAAGCCUUAGCAGAAAAAGAAAGAAUCGCUAGAAUGCUGCAAAACCCAUGCUCUUGAGAAAUCACGGCUCCGGCUCCAAAAAUGGCAUCACUACAUGAAGAAAUGACGGCAUGAUGUGGACGGGGCCCUUCUGAUUGCAUUUUGAUUUCCACCCAAACAAUUAGGCAUUAGAGCUUUGAUUUGACAGAAUGCGCAUGGCCCAGAUUGUGCAGCCGCGUUGGGAAAGGAGUAAUAACAUUGAUUAGCUGUUUGGCGCAUUGAUUAACUAUUUGAGAGGGGAAGCAGGGGGAGCUAAAUCCAGCUCCCCCUCUCCUUUACAAACAAUUGAUCAACAGUAUCAUAGAUUUUUUUAAAAGGACACAACAAUAACAACAACAACAACAACAACACACUGGAAUCUGAAUCAGGGAAGGAAAGGCAAUUUUAGCACCUGGUUGUGUGUGUUUAGUUCCACUUCCAGAGCUCCUAGGUAGAUCAGGGUGAAAUACUUCUAAACUUCCUAGUCCACUCCUCACUCAGUGAGACCCUCAAAUAAUAAUGAGGAUGGGUGAUGUGAAGUGUGUAAAAGAAGAGAUACAAUUGGACAGGAAGAAGACUGGUUUACAGAGAAAGCAGUUACAAAACUAAUAAACCUUAACAGAUUUCCCACACAUGGACCCCCACACCCACACCUGGGCAGUCCGGAUUAUUUGAUCAUUUCAAAGGGAACCGAGAUCAGAGUUCUUGGCAAAUGGGAAUUAUAAUGAAGUGGGAAUUAAUGAGAAAAACAAGGACUUUGUGUAGAUCAGCACCUUCGUUUGUUAUGCAUGAAUAAAAAUGUAUAUUACAAUAUGUAGAAUGAUUUGUAUUUUAAAUAUCACUUUAAAAACUAACUUCUUUUCUUCUUUGUUUAUUUCAAAUGCUUAGGAAUUUAAAAGAGUAAUUCCUGUUGUGUAGACUUAAUGUACUGAAAGCAGACGGUUUUAUUAGAUUAUUCUGGAUCAUAAGAUCUCUGGUUUGGGGAAUUGUUUUGUUGGUAGUUUAAUACUGUGCCUCAAAAAGAGAUCAUCAUGUGGGGGCUUCCCAUGGCUUGCCUGCUGAAGCAUGUGUUAGGCUGUACAUGUAUGAUACAAGAGCGUUGUGUUAUCUAGACAGUAGGUGCAGCACUCUACCUCUUUCAGAAUUUUUUUAAUGCUCUUGGUAGGGCUGCCCUACAGGGAGAAACCACUUUCUAUCUGAUGAUGGUAUUAGCUGGAUCAGAAGAACUGUGGGAAUGCUUGCCUCAGUAUAAAGCAGGUAAUGGCUAUGAGAGACAAAAUCAAAGACAGAGAGAAAAGCCAAAAAAGAGAAAAAAAGGCAUGAAAUUUGGGAUGGGCGAUACAAAAAGACGGAAAUCAUAAGGAAAGACAGAAAGGGAAAGAGAAAAGAUGGAGUUUUGCAGACCCUUAAAACUGACAGUUGUGUCUGUUGAUAUUGAAUUAUACCUACAAUCUUAUCCAAUAUCAUACAAAUUGUAUAUUA
Elgaria multicarinata webbii is the source of this 2448-nucleotide messenger RNA. RefSeq names its product EPM2A glucan phosphatase, laforin (gene EPM2A). The transcript is spliced from 4 exons. Gene Ontology annotation, molecular function: starch binding; carbohydrate phosphatase activity; protein tyrosine/serine/threonine phosphatase activity. Bases 2 to 958 code for a protein of 318 amino acids. Gene Ontology annotation, cellular component: cytoplasm; nucleus. NCBI's taxonomy places the organism in Eukaryota, Metazoa, Chordata, Lepidosauria, Squamata, Anguidae. The record is from RefSeq and is a predicted model, not a curated record. Gene Ontology annotation, biological process: protein dephosphorylation.